GCGAAAAAUUGGAUAAAUGCCCCUAAUGAAGCGUCUGACAAGAAUAGUCCGAAUGAAUCACGGGGAAGUGGUGCACACAAUGUGUUUUCGUUGGUGUACAGGAUGCUAUGAUACAGAGAGAGAUGGUGUCUAAAUUUGAAACUAAUAACGAAGAACCAAAAUGGAAGCAACAAGGAAGAGUUGGUAGAGGUAGAGCUAAAACACCUUUGAAAGAACAAAGACCUGGUAAUCCGAAUUCUCAGCAACCGGUUCGAUAUAAUAAAACACUAAAUGAACAAUUCGACGAAGCUGGCGAAGAUGAAACACUUACGUCAGAAGACAAUGGAACUAACAUCCCCAGUGAUUCAAGUGAUUUCACUUUUCAAUCGAGUGAUGCUGAAAAGAGCCGGAAUAAUGAGCGUGAACAUUGUAACUUUGAUGGUAAUGGCCAUGACAUUGAAAAUCAGAAAGAAAUGAGUAAUUAUGACAUUAACAAUGAAAACUCCAAAUGUAAAGAUGCGGAAACGUCACCGCAUGAUGAAAUCGACGAAUGUACGAAUGAUGUACAUCAGACAGGUAGUCGCGAUGCGAUGAUUUUCAAAGAUGAAUUAGUAACUUCAAAACCAACAUCAUUUAUUCGAUAUUGGAUCGGUUCAUUAACAAACUCGAAUGGUCAAGCAAUUAAGAAGAAUGUUGAAGGCUCCACCGUCGAUAUUUAAUGUAAUUUAUAUUUACACAACAGAACGUUUACAAUAUUACAAUUUAUUACAUAAGUAUUCGAAAACACAAAUAACCUACAAAUAAACAUGUUUGGCAUAGGGAAUACACCCA
This is a messenger RNA of Owenia fusiformis, 810 nucleotides long. The record is from the annotation of a GenBank genome assembly. NCBI's taxonomy places the organism in Eukaryota, Metazoa, Annelida, Polychaeta, Sabellida, Oweniidae.